AUGAACAUUCACGUCCUGGUGAGUGCAGAAACUAUGCCUAGUAACAGGUAUAUUUAUUUGCUAGGUCGCAGAAUUGCAAGCAUGGCGUUUUCUCUAGUGAAUAGUUGGAAUUAUUUUGCAUAUUCCUUUUUUGAUGAUAAGAUUUUGUAUACAAAUAUGAGACGAAUGCAAUUUGGAUUUGACAUGAUGGAAACAUUAACGACUUUUCAGGAAGAACACGGACGUUAUGCAGUUACAAAACAUGGACACUCAAAUGUAUUUGGAUCUUUGAAGGAAUAUUACGAAAAGUAUAUAUUAAAUAACCCCAAGAUGCACCAUGCGAAAAAUGUUCUAAUUAUUUCUAAAUUUUUUGGAGAUAUGGAACCCUCAGAAUAUCCUGAUGAAUUCAUAAAUUACAUAAGAGACAUUAGAAGUAAAGAUUUGGGCAUUUUUUUCUUCUCAGACAGUUCUGAGGAAUCCAAGAGGAUCACCUUUCUGAUCUCUGAAAUGAGUUAUCAUAGAUCUUCCCACAUUCCUUUAGCAUAUUUUUUUACUGACAAAAUUGAUAGUCACGCUAGAAUCAGUGUAAAAAGAUUUUGCUAUGCUUUGGAAUAUGGUGCAACUUGUGCGAGGUAUAACGAUUGGUCUGAUUGGAGUGGGCCUUGUGAAUUUAGGAAAAGACAGAGAACCAUUCCCAAAAAAGUUACCCUUGAACCUUAUAUCAUUAAUCGUGAUUACUACACUGCUCAUUGUAGAAGCCUUUUCAACUAUGAAUUAAUAAUCAGAGAAGAUUACAGAAGCGAAUGUACUAACGAAAUAUACAACUGCAGAGGUAUCUGUGAUAAAGGAUAUAUGUUCAAACCAGAAGUUAUAGCGUACGAAAUCUUAGAAAAGUAUGUCCCAUGUAAUGAUUUGCCAAUUUGCUCAGCUAAGCAAAGAAAAAAAAAUCACCAUAAAACUUAUGAACAAUUACUAGAAAUGCUCAAGAAUUAUGCAGACGAGCUCCGUACAGAAGAAGUCAAAGAACGGAAGGAAAUGAACAGACCAUACGAAGGUGAAAUUGGCGAAGAGGGUGCUCAGCCACGAAUGGUGAGGGAGGCAAAUGCUCAACUAAAAGAAAAGACAGACUCAAUGAUAGAAAGACAGCACCUUCUUAUUAAAAAUCACAAGCUCCUGCUUCAGCAUAUCGAACAGGGCGAUAAUGUAAAUGUCAUCGACAAUUUUGGAAACUUCACUGUGAGGAGACCCGGUAAGAAUACACACGAUGUGAAGGUAGAUGGAAGGGUUGACGCACCUUUUAAUGCUGCCACUGUAGGUGCGGAUACUGCCAAUAAGAAAAAUGGGGAGGAUCAAAGUGGGAGUACUCCCGUCGAAACUGCAAAUGAGGGAACCGCGGAUGAAGAACACCAAGACGAAAGCACAAAUGUUGGGAUAGAAGACUCAGACACUGCAGGAAAAACUCAUGAGAAGAAGCUGGCGGAAGGUGAAAAAAUGGCGGAUGGAAAAGAGGGUGACGAAAAUGCUAAAGAACGCACUAACCAGGGAAGUAGUCUCAAUACUGAGGAGGCCAAAAAUAUACUUGAUGCAGAAGAACAAGGGGAAGAGAAAAUGGAACAGGAAAUUAUUAAAGACAACAAUCUUGACAAACCAGAUGAAAUCACAAAGGUGGAUACGAUUGAUACUGUGGCAACAGAUGGAACUGCGAAAAUUGAUUCACCGAGUUCGACAAAUGGGAGCAAUUUUCCUAAUGUGGAAGCUGGAGAAUAUUCAAAUAAUCAACCAAUAAUCCCAGAAGAAAAUGACAAGACAAAAUCUCAAAUUGUUCAUAGUAAAGAUGACGUUGUAAAUUCAGAUCAUUAUGUCACAUCCGAGAACGCUGGUGAUGCAAUAAAUAGUGGACCUAGAGCAGAUGCAUCGCAGGGACAUUCUUCAGCUUAUCAUAAUAAUUCACCUGUUUAUAAAAGAACGCAUGAUGGUAGGGACGAAUUGACUGAUAAGCAUCAGAAAGAAUUGUAUAAGGAGAGUGAUGCACCGAAAGGGGAGAGCGAAAGCGAAAGCGGUCGUGAUGGUCAAGGUGGAGAAGAUAAAAUAACUCAUGUGAACAAAGGGGUGGAAGAAGCAGGAACUGAGCGUACCGAUCCACCAAAGGAACAUGCACACAGAGAAAUAACUCAACAUGGUCGUGUUGAAGAUGAGGCUAAAGUCAAAGAAAGCGACAACCAACAGAGGAGGGAACAGACGAAAGAACACGCGUAUGAAGACACGAACGAACAAGCGAAUCAAAUCGGGAGUGACACCGAUGAAGCUACGACACGAACUCAUCAAGUAGGAGUAACUGCAGUAACUGCAGAACAGGGAAGAGAAAAAGGGGAAGAUAACGUGACAUAUGUUGGACAAAAACGAAAUAUAAAUGGUGAGGAAGUGGUAGAGGGACAGUUACAACAUACACAGACUAAAGAGGUAGGAUUAAAUAGGCAACUGGGAAAUAAACAUGGAGAAGAAGAUAAAAGUGCGAAUCAUGACAUAUUACUAAGAGACUUUCUAAUUAUGAACCACGUUCCGGAUGGCUCCAAAAAACAAUAUGAACUGCCAGAUGUGGAAAGUGAGAAAAAAGAAUCAACAUAUCACACAACAGAGAUGCAUAGUGAGAACCAUGGACGAGUUAGUGGACAUAAUAAACAAACACAUGAUACGACUGGAGGAAUAGAAACAACUACGCAAUCCCAUGCCGUGCACGAAAUGAAGGGAAAAUGGGAUAAGAGUAACCAUUUGGUUGAAUCCACCAUUCCAGAUGAAACAAAAACAGAGGAACAUCAAACAGAAAGUGAUAGUACAGAUGGGCAUAUUUUACAAGGAGAAAGCAUAAGCGCAGAUCCUUUGCACAACAAAGGAGAUAGUCAACAGCAAUUUCAGGGAGAAGAACAAAGCGAACAAGAAAGUGAGGGAAAAAAAAGGGAAGAAGAAGAUGCCAAUUCUUCCAACGUAUCCGAGAAUCACGUCCUUACAACGGAAGAUCAAACGGAUGACCAGGAAACCAAAGAAACGAGUCACAUAUCGACUAAAUCAAUUAGCGAGCAUAGAAGUCUUGAAGAAGGCAAUGAAGAGAAACAAUUUAUGCGUGUUCAGACAGGCAAAGAGCAUUUAGUCAUUGAAAAUGAUGGGGAAAGUAACAAAAUAUCAGGUGAAUCUACAGGGGGGGAAAUAAUAUCAGGUGAUGAUAUGAACAAAGUAAAAGUAUCCCAGGAGGACAUAAAUGAACAUCAGGCAGCCUAUAAAAACAUAAGGGAACAUGUAGGACAAACUGAUAUGAGCGAUAUUCACAAAGCAGAUAAGAAAGAUGCAGAAAAUAUUGUGGAAGAUAGUAAUGCGAAUGAUCCCGAAGAAUUAGAAGAGACCCUGAGAGAAAACAGCUUAAUAAGACAUAACUUUGGAGAACAUCCGGACGCACAUGAUGCUGAAAAGGCAGAUGAACUGUCAAGCGAAAGGGAACAGGAAAGGAAAAUAGCGGGGGGACAUAUUCAAGGAGAAGCAUUAUCUGGUAAUCACGCGACACAUAGUCAGGCAAAAGAAAAAAUUGAGGAAGAACCUAGAACAUCCAACGAACAUGUGACAGAGGAAUUGACGGCAGGUCAUGUUCAGACCGAACAAGAAGUACAGGAAGCAGAAAAGGGACACAGUACACAGGAUCAAACAAUUGUCCGUAGAACAGUAUUAGGGGAAUCACCCAAAAGUGACCAUUUGGCAGAUGAAACAGAGAGCAGAAACGAGUUAACCCGGGAAUUUGUUCCAACACACGUAAUAGCAGGCGAUCAAAUGAAGGGGAAUAAUCUAGUGGAUGGAAUUGUGGGAGAACAUUCAGACGCAGUUGAAGGAGAUGCAGUGGAAGAGGAAGGUGCGAGUGAACGUGAAUUCGUGGGUGAAAUUACAGAUGAACAUAAAGCUAAGGAUGAAAGUAAGGAUGAAGCCGUAGAUGGAAGAGCAAAUGUCGCUGAAGGCACAGAUGUGGGUGCGCAUACAGAAAUAGGCCAACACAAAGAGAUGCGUGAAACUAAGCGGGGAAGUAACGAUAUAGGUGAUAAUAAUGUGGGUGAUAUGACUGAUGUGGGUGAUAUGACUGAUGUGGGUGAUAUGACUGAUGUGGGUGAUACCACUGAUGUAGGCAAGCACCAAGAAACAGGUGAAAGGGAAGAACUAGCAGAAGUUAAAGGACACCAUAUGGAGAUAGUUGGUGUUAAAAAUGAAGGUAAAAACGAAGCAGUGGACGAAAGUGAAAGUAACGAUGUAGGCGAACAUAAAGAAAUAGGUGAAAGCAUGAAUGUAGUUCAAAGUGAUGAUGAUGGUGAACCUAAAGUCAAUUAUGAGAGUCCAGAUGAAACUGAAGCCACUAGUAGUAAACAUGACGGAAUUAUAGAAAGUAGGGAAAUAGACGAACGUACAGAUGUGGCUGAGCAAAUGGAUCUAGGUGAUCAUACAGAAAUGGGCGAACAUAAGGAAGCAGGAGAGCGUAAGGAAUCAGGAGAACGUAAAGAUGCGGGAGAACAUAUAGAAAUGGGCCAACAUGGCAAAGCCGGAGAAUAUGGCGAAUCAGCUGAAGUUGAAGGCGUCAAAAGUGAACACAUACAAGGAAGCACGGAAGGUGACACCAAAAAAGGUAAACCAAUCGAUGCAUCACGUGAGAACAAAACAAUGGAGGAAGGAGAAAGUUCUGAGAUAAAACAGAAGCUAAAUGAAGAUAGAGUGAACCCCAUUGAUGAGACAGUGGAAGGACGGGCAAAGAAAGAAGAACUGGAAGGUGCUAUUACACAUUCUGAACAUAACGAAAAGGGGGAAGUGACUCCAAAGGAAUAUGAAGGAGUAAACACCUUAGAUCGAAAUGGUGAAAAUGAACAAAAAGUGGAAAACAAACAUGAACAAAAUUUAGAUUAUAGAAUAGAUGAUAAGAAAAAGACAAGUAUACCACCGCAUGCACAAACUGAUGUGAAUAAAGAAAUACAUGGCCAGGUGAAGGAAAAGGUAAAAGAGACAUCCACAACAAAUAGCAAAAACGAACCAACUGGUGAAGUUUCGAGUAGAACCAAUGUAGACACAGAUUCCAUAAUUACACAACAAAAAACGAGCGUAUUGCCAGAAGACGAAUCGAAAAAAAUUGAAUCAAAGAAAGAAAAAGCUGACGUAAAAAAUAUAAAUGAAAUAAUUGAUAAUGUAGUAAAUACAUAUGAUAGUAAAAAAAUGAAUAGUGAAAAACAAGAUUAUAUUAAGGAAAAAUUAGACAUCCUUGAAGAUUUUGUAGAAAGCACCAAACAAGUGGAAGGAGGAAAAAAUGACAACCCAUACAAAUACUACUCAGAUAUGAAGAGUGUCCAUAAGCUAUUUUAUAAAAAAGAUUCCAACGGGAAAUUAGAAAAAGACAAAUAUCUGAUUGUUGGGCAGGAUAAUUUUAUCAUAGAUUCGGAUGAUACCAAAACCCCCUUUCCGAAAAAUAUGUCCAGAAGGGUUAGUGAACUCCUGGAAGAACAGAUUCAAAAGGACGUAACGAACACGUUGAAUGAGGAUGAGAAGGCGAGAAAGGAAGCCACCGAGGGGGGAGAAAACGGGGAUGAAAAUAAUAACACAGAUGAAAACAGAAGUGGGAACGAAGGUGGAGACGAAAACGCCAGUCAAGACAGACGCAGCGAAAGCGGAGCCCACAACAGCAGAACAUUCAAGUACGGAAGCAUAACCGUCUUCGCUGGUGCAGCUUUAAUUCUUUUUUCCAUGUAUAUUUACAAACAUGCACACAACUACGGGCGUGCGGAAAAGGACAACGCGAAUAACAUCGAAUACCAGUUUGCAGCCGAAGUUGCGAUGAACGAAGAUAAAGGCCAAGACAUAGCAUGCGGACAAAAUGGCUACAUUGAGGAAGGCUGGUCGUAG
Molecule: messenger RNA, 5892 nt
Organism: Plasmodium inui San Antonio 1
Lineage: Eukaryota; Apicomplexa; Aconoidasida; Haemosporida; Plasmodiidae
Exons: 1
Coding region: 1-5892 (1963 amino acids)
Source: RefSeq, a predicted model, not a curated record